CGGGGGCCCCCCCCAACGGGGCCCUCCCGGGGGCUGCUGCUCUCGAGGCGGAUGAAAUGAGUGAAGUGUCGCAAGUGGAGGAGGGGGAAGUUGACGAGGAGGGCCCCGCGCUCCAGGCGCUGCAGCAAACUUCCCUGGGCCAGCUGCAGGGCUUGCCUGCGGCUUUCCCGCCGCAGGCUGCUGCUGCUGCUGCUGCUGCUGCUGCUGCUGCUGCUGCUGUGGGCAAGCCGGCGCCCGCGUUGGCGGCUGCUGCAGAGCCCGCGCAGCACGUUGCGCAGGGCCCGCAGCCGGUUGCGCCCCCGCUGCAGCAGCAGCAGCAGCAGCAGCAGCCGCCGGCAGCAGCGCCGAGCACUGUCCGGCGGGACCCCCGGCUGGCCGCGAGGGCGCGGGCUGAAACGAGUGCGCAGCGGCAGCAGCAGCAGCAGCAGCAGCAGCAGCAGCAGGAGGCGGCAGCGCAGCCGCUGCCGGCCGAAGCGGCGGAGCCGCCGCCGCCGCAGCCCGCGCCGCAGGAGCCCCAAGAGAGCCCCUGCCCGCAGCAGCAGCAGCAGCAGCAGCAGCAGCAGCAGCAGGCGAAGUGGGAGCCGAGCGCGCUGCCGCCGCAGCUGCAGCGGCAGCCGCUGCUGUCGGGGAAGCUGCCGCUGCUGCUGGACCUCGACAACACGCUGCUGCACGCGCAAGCCGUGGGAGUGGCCGGCUACAACAUCGCCCUCGAAGACUGGCUGGACGAAGACGGACUGCCGGAAGUGUACAAGUUCGAAUUGCCCUGCAACAGGAAAGUGUACUACUUGAAGCUGCGGCCGGGGCUGCGGCGCUUUCUGAAGGCGCUGGCCCCCGUUUUCGAACUCAGCAUUUACACCAACGCCACGCAGGAGUACGCGGACUUGGUGGUGGCCAUUCUCGACCCCGACAGGUCUCUUUUCGGCGACCGCAUUGUUGCGCGGGAGUCGUCGGGAAGAGGAGAACAGACGGAAAACAAAACGGUGCGGUGUCUGUACGGGGACCUGGACCGCCGGUGUGUUGUUGCUUUUGAUGACCGGCAGAACAUUUGGACGGAUCUGCCCGUUUCGCACGUGGUGAAGGCGCAGCACUACGAUUUCUUUGACUCGUCGAGGCCUGAGUUGCUAGCCCACUACCCUCACUUGCCCUUAGAGGAAACGUUAGCCGCAAUAGCUGAAAACCCGAGGCAAAGGGCCACGGCUCUAGACAGGCCUUCACCGGUCCCAGCUGCAAUGAAACACUUGAACAGACCUUAUGAUUGGGACAGACACAUGCAGCACAUGAUUAAUAUAUUCCUAAAGGUCCACCAGGAAUUCUUCAAGGAUCCUUGGAACGCCAACGUUGGCACAAUUAUAAGCGGCUUUCAGUCACGCGUGCUAGCCGGUGUUGGCUUGUUCCUGACAGGCUACAGGAAGUCCUUUGCACCCGGCAGUUUGGUAGCUGACUGUGAAGAGAGGCAAGCCGAGCUGGCCCAGCGUUUGGGGCGAACGGUGUACAGACGCUUCGACGAGCCCGGCGUGACUCAUGUGAUGGCAGGAAAGAGCAACACUAAUAACAUGCUGGCACUCAAGGAAAGGUCGUUUCAACACUUGAAGAAGGUGCACACCUUGUGGCUGUUCGCGUGCGAGUCGAUGUGGGCCAAAGCCCCAGAGUCGUGCUUCGAUGCGGAUACUCUUUGUGCCUUGUACGACAACCAGCCACCCUGUGCGCCCUUCAAGGACCACUGGAUGCACUUGGCAGAGUUCGUGCCGCCGCCUGCAGCGCCGCCUGCGCAGCCGCUGCCGCUGCAGGACAGGCUGCCAGUGCGGGAGUUUCUGGGCACAGGCCCGUACAGUGACGGGGCCAGUCUGAUCUCUCCGUUCGAAGAAACCAUUUUUCUUUGGAGGCCGGAGAAGCAGCCCAUUCGGCAGCUGUAUUCCAAGGCCUCCUCCACUCAGCACCCCCCCCCGACACUAGCGGCCGGCUCGCCGCAUCCGCAGCAGCAGCUGCAGCAGCAGCUGCAGCAGCAGCUGCUGCCCCUGCGGCCGGAAGGCCAGAACGUGGGCCAGGAACGCGAAGAAAUGCCAGCCCGAAGCGGCCGCCAAGAGGCAGAGGUAGUGCCCUUCUGCAACUUUCAGGUGUAUGCCGUGUGA
This is a messenger RNA of Eimeria necatrix, 2129 nucleotides long. RefSeq names its product NLI interacting factor-like phosphatase domain-containing protein, putative. NCBI's taxonomy places the organism in Eukaryota, Apicomplexa, Conoidasida, Eucoccidiorida, Eimeriidae. The transcript is spliced from 4 exons. Gene Ontology annotation, molecular function: RNA polymerase II CTD heptapeptide repeat phosphatase activity. The record is from RefSeq and is a predicted model, not a curated record. The annotation marks the transcript as partial.